Nerophis lumbriciformis (worm pipefish) is the source of this 1884-nucleotide messenger RNA. Lineage: Eukaryota; Metazoa; Chordata; Actinopteri; Syngnathiformes; Syngnathidae. The record is from RefSeq and is a predicted model, not a curated record.
AUGGGUCCGGUGGCGGCACUGCCGUGCAAGCGGAGGGGUCAGCGGAGAAAACUCCGGCCCGUGCGGAUCUUCGGUUUGGUGGUUAGCCUGCUGGCCGUAAGUGCCGUCUCCGUCGGUGCCUUGACGUGGAACUCGGCGGACCCUCCGGAGAGCGAGUUGGCGCCCCGCAGGACUUUACUCUUCAGCCGGCAGCGCGACGAGACCAACGGCUCGGCCGACGGGCCCAUCGCCAUGAAAUCCACUGGCAACGCGAGCCAAGGGGAGUACCCGACGGAUCUUUUCGACCUCCAGCAGAGACGCAAAGGCGCGGUGGUCCUCCACAUGUUCGGCAUGAUCUACAUGUUCAUCGCCUUGGCCAUCGUUUGCGACGAGUUCUUCGUGCCGGCGCUGACGGUCAUCACCGAGAAGCUGGGCAUCUCGGACGACGUGGCCGGCGCCACCUUCAUGGCGGCGGGCGGCUCGGCCCCCGAGCUCUUCACCUCUAUCAUCGGCGUCUUCAUCUCGCACAGCAACGUGGGCAUCGGCACCAUCGUGGGUUCGGCCGUCUUCAACAUCCUCUUCGUCAUCGGCAUGUGCGCCAUCUUCUCCAAGGAGAUCCUCAACCUGACGUGGUGGCCGCUCUUCCGCGACGUCUCCUUCUACAUCCUGGACCUCAUCCUGCUCAUCGUUUUCUUCCUGGACAACUUCAUCUCGGUGGGGGAGAGCAUCACGCUGCUCUCGGGCUACGCCGCCUACGUCAUCUUCAUGAAGUUUAACAGCACAGUGGAGGGCUUCGUCAAAGGCUGCAUGAACAAGAACCAAGUGGUGGAGGUGGAGGUGCAACCCAAGAAGGCCAGUCCCGUUGCGCCCGAAGAUGACGGCAAGUUGUCGGCCAGACCUCGACUUCAGAGGGGAGGUAGCUCCGCCUCCCUGCACAACAGCUUGAUGAGGAACAGCAUUUUCCAGCUCAUGAUUCACACCUUGGACCCUUUGAGUGAAGAAUUUGCAGAUUCCGAGCUUGGGACUUAUGGGAAACUAAAAUAUUAUCACUCAAUGACUGAGGAAGGGAAAUUCCGAGAGAAAGCGUCUAUUCUUCACAAGAUCGCCAAAAAGAAAUGCCAGGUAGAAGACAGUGAGAAAGCCAAUGGCGUUGCCAGCCGCUCAGAUAAGAACCUGCCAAACAGCUCCAGCGUGCAAGUGGAGGUGACCCCGCCCAUGAACGGCACGGCGGGCCAAGAGGGCGAAGCGCAAGGAAGCAUAGGGGCCGAAGACGAGGAAGAAGACGACCAGCCUCUCAGCCUCUCCUGGCCCGAGUCUGGCCGCAAGCGCUUCACCUACCUCUUCAUCAUGCCCAUCGUCCUGCCCCUGUGGUUGACAUUGCCCGACGUCAGGAAACCGUCAUCCAAGAAGUUCUUCCCCAUCACCUUCCUGGGCGCCAUCUGCUGGAUCGCGGCGUUCUCCUAUCUGAUGGUUUGGUGGGCUCACCAGGUUGGAGAGACCAUCGGGAUUACAGAGGAGAUUAUGGGCCUGACUAUAUUAGCGGCCGGAACCUCCAUCCCUGACCUCAUCACCAGUGUCAUCGUGGCACGCAAGGGCCUCGGUGACAUGGCCGUAUCCAGCUCUGUCGGGUCCAACAUUUUUGACAUCACCGUCGGACUUCCCUUCCCGUGGCUGAUGUGGUCCAUGUUUAGCGGCUUGCAGCCGGUGGUGGUGAGCUCCAACGGCCUCUUCUGUGCCAUCGUGCUGCUCUUCCUCAUGCUCCUCUUCGUCAUCAUCUCCAUCGCCGCCUGCAAAUGGCGUAUGAGCAAGCUGCUGGGUUUCAUCAUGUUCAUGCUCUACUUCGUCUUCCUGGUGGUCAGCGUCAUGCUGGAGGACCGGGUGCUCAUCUGUCCAGUGUCGGUGUGA